Molecule: messenger RNA, 1055 nt
Organism: Nematolebias whitei (Rio pearlfish)
Lineage: Eukaryota; Metazoa; Chordata; Actinopteri; Cyprinodontiformes; Rivulidae
Product: protein ILRUN
Exons: 5
Coding region: 114-977 (287 amino acids)
Biological process (GO): macroautophagy
Cellular component (GO): phagophore assembly site
Molecular function (GO): ubiquitin binding
Source: RefSeq, a predicted model, not a curated record
GUUGUCGAGUUUUUGUUAUGACAAGUCGAGGCCUCGGUGUAAAUUUGUCCUAGUCCCCCCCUUCUCCCCUCUCCCGUGUGUGUGUGUGUAUCUGCCAGAUCGAAUCCCGUCUCAUGGAGGGCAUGGACCUGGACCUGGACCUGGAUCAGGAGCUCAUGCAGAAAUUCAGCUGCAUGGGCACAACGGACAAGGAUAUCUUAAUAUCGGACUUCCAGAGGCUGCUCGGUUUUCAGUUGAACCCGGCCGGAUGCGCCUUCUUUCUGGACAUGACGAACUGGAAUUUACAGGCAGCCAUUGGAGCUUACUACGACUUUGAAAGUCCCAACAUCAGUGCACCAUGCAUGUCUUUUGUAAAAGACGUCACAAUCGGUGAGGGUGAGUCCGUUCCGCCUGACACGACGUUCACAAAGACCUGGAGGAUACAGAACACGGGCGCAGAGUCGUGGCCUCCUGGCGUUUCUCUGAAGUACGUGGGGGGAGAUCAGUUUGGUCAUGUGAACAUGGUGAUGGUGCGCGCUUUAGAUCCUCAGGAAAUGGCUGAUGUCAGUGUGCAGAUGCACAGCCCUGUGGCUCCAGGCAUGUACCAGGGCCAGUGGAGAAUGUGCACAGCUACAGGACUUUUCUAUGGAGAUGUCAUUUGGGUGAUCCUGAGCGUGGAGGUGGGAGGCCUGCUCGGCGUCACGCAGCAGCUUUCGUCUUUCCAAGCCGAGUUCAACACGCAGCCUCAUCGGAGCCUGGAAGGAGACUACAACCCCUUCGCGUCACCAGCGAAGAGCAAGUGCCCAAACAGCAACAACAACCACUUCCACAGUGACAGCAGCGACACAGUCCCAGAGGGAAGCCCACACCAGCUGCAGCAAGACCAGAACGGACUUUCCCACAGCUCUGUGGAUAUUGUAGCUAACCGUCUUCAAGACAGUCUAGCACUAGUCUCGUGUAACCAGAUACAGGAGACUUCACCUUUUGGGAACUCUUAAUCUUGGGACUUGUCAGUGUUUAGGCAGCAUUAAAUCGUACCUCUGGAAUCUGUCACCCCACUACGACAAAAAAAAAAA